GCCAUCUCAAUUUGAGACCGAGAAAGUAAAAUGCUGGUGCACACUUCCACCUUCCAGCACGUAAUUUCCCAAACCUAUUUAUACCCAACACGCAAAGCAUACUGAAAUAAAACUACUCACAAAAUGACGAAGCAAAUUCUGAAUAUAUCACCAUUACUUCUGUACUCAUUGCUGCUGUUAAUUGCCACUGAAACUGGAAAUAUUUACCGAUUUGCUAAUGGAGCACAACGGACGAUCCAAGUCUCCGACGAUCUCGAUGACGUCGUUGACGAUGAAGAGGAUGAAGCUUGGAGAGAAUGGGGCAGGAAGAAAUCGACUAGCUCCGAUUUCGUUCCGCCACCGAGGGAUUUUAGCAAAAUGAGUCCUUCCGAAAUUCAAGCGGAAAUGAUGAAGAGGCAGUUAGGUCCUGUGUUUGGGUUUGUUAAACUCCGAGUUGGAACUCAUCGGACUACGGAAAAAGUUUCUGAAAUAGCCAUGAGAUGGACCAAACUAGCAAGAACUGGAGCAAUUGAGGCAAAGUUCAUGAGCAUUGAUGUGAGCACAAUCAUGUUCACUAUGGAGAAAGGUCAGGACUCUAUAGAGUUGAAAGAGUUUUUGCUGGGCCAACCAGAAGCAUAUGAGAUUAAACUAGGGGACCAACUUUUUCGAAGACCAGGAGAUCCUCCUUUUGAAGAAGCAUUUGAGAAGAUUCAGAGUGAGAAAAGCAAAGUCGAUCAUACCAGCUCAAAAAAGAAGAAUAGGCAUAAUGAGUUGUAAUCACCAGAAAAAAACACUCUUGACAACUAAUUUUGAUCACUUAUAACAUGUAAUAUCAGGAGGGCAGGUGUACACAGCCAGCAUCUUACAUGUUCUUUUGUCUAUACACUUCACACUGUGAGCUUAGAGAAGCCAUGUGUCCAAAUAAUCACUAAAUUUUUCUGCCUUUCUAUCAAUGAACAUCUUGGGUAUCUUCGUCCGAGUAAUGAUGCUUAUAAGGGAAUCAGGUCGUUUAAGUU
Messenger RNA from Capsicum annuum, 995 nucleotides. RefSeq lists its product as uncharacterized. Bases 124 to 756 code for a protein of 210 amino acids. The transcript has 3 exons. The record is from RefSeq and is a predicted model, not a curated record. Lineage: Eukaryota; Viridiplantae; Streptophyta; Magnoliopsida; Solanales; Solanaceae. Gene Ontology annotation, biological process: protein folding.